AUGAUCGAUACAAGCAAAUCUCUACACUUGCUGACUACAUUGCUUUCACAAUGGGUAGCAUGCGGACGCCUCUCGUACAAAUUCAGCGUGGCAGCAAUCACCAGUGGCCGAGACGGCAAGCCUCAAAUCAUAGCAACCUUUAGCAAACCCACGCUUCAGACACCUGCCGCUGAGGCUGUGGCCAGACUAUACUUUUAUCUCAGUAUCGAUCUUCAGCGAGUUUGUGGCUUUACGGUUGAACAAGACUUGCAUUUUCACAAUCUUGAGACCAUUAGAUUUAAUGAAGCAAUACUAGAUCGCAUUAUCCGUCGUAAGAUGCAGUUGCGAGCAGCACAAUUAGUUGAUCUCAGUGACGAGUUUGUCGCCACGCGGGUACCGGCAGUCAUUUGCAAACGCAAAGAGGAACAGCGUAAGCUUGAUCGAGACGCAACAGAAGAAUAUCUGCUCGAACAAAUGCAGCACAGGGAUUUUUAUAGUGAUGGUUAUCUCCCGUUUGAAGUUUUCCGUGAGACCUUAAAUUCAGUGGAGCUUAGUUCACGCGUGGUUUCACGUGAAGUGUUGUUGGCACUUGUUGCUGCUAAUCGCGAUGGCAUGGUGUCGUACGGAGAAUUUGUUUCGGUAGCUGCAGACAUGAUCGAUGUUAUUGUCGGACCUGAUGAUAAAUAUGACGAAGAAAUCUUAACAGAGGAUGAAUGGCUCGAUCAAUUUGAGAUCGUGUCAGCUCGCCAAACUCACUAUACUAUUGAAAAACUGACUGCUCUAAUAGAUGCGCAUGUAGAGCGUACUGCUGAUGUAGAGAACGCAAUGGCUGUACAUUGGGCUACAGCUGAAACGGAUUCAACUGCCGUCGUUGAGAAAAAUAAACAAAAAAACGAGGAGAAAGACUUAAACCUAAAUUCAGGUCUUGCAUCGACCAUGAAAAAUAUUCUUGAUGAUGACCAGAGAUGCUCUCAUUCUGCUGGUAGUCGUCGGGCCUCCUUCAAACAGGGUAUCCGUAUGUCACGACAUCAGCUGCGUUCUAUCCUAGAAACUCCACAGCUUUUGCUCAGUAAUGCAGAAAUUAACCUUAUCGUAGCUCUGGUUAAGACGGAAACCAAUACCUUGGGAGUGGAGGAGGUUUUAUGUGAAGAACUGAUAUUGUUGAUUCGUCGAGUACGUCGCAUGAUAUUUGACUAUCAGCGCAAGUGCUUCGUUGAUCGAAUUGAAAAGUACAUACUGGACCAAUUUGAAACUUGUGAGAAGCACAAUCUGGAGGGUACGUCAAAGCAUUUAAAAAAACGUUUGACGCAGAAAGAGGUGAAAAGAGCUGUGAGAGAUAUGCAAAAGUUGUUAUUAUCACCAAUUCAAAAGAUGCAGCUUGUUGCGUUGACUCAAGAGCGGGCUGACGAACCAGAUCAUAUGGUAAAUUACCUCAAGCUUAUUCCACGCAUGGCACAGCAGCUGCAUGAGCUAGUCGACGCGACUUUCUUAAAGAAAAAAGCCAAACUACUUCAUGACGUGAACAUUUUGAACAUCAAAAAGGUGAAUCUUCCUUGUGAAGGUGUCGUCAGACAAGCAAGUUACGGCUCUUUUGCACAAUAUGAUACCUUGCAGCUUGGCGUCAUACCUAUGAGAGAUUUUUAUACUGCUCUUGAACACCUUAGCCACACUCACGACUUUCCAUUUGAAAGUAAAGCGGAGAGGAUUCAGUCAGGUGUACUGGCAGACCCAAGUGGUGAUGGUCGCGUCAACUACGCUCGUUUUCAGCAUCUGAUGUACCCUUUGAUGAUACAUUUUUAUCAGGAGCAUGAGGUUUUGCGUGCGAUGUGCAUUGGUGAUAAAAGUACAUAG
Molecule: messenger RNA, 1830 nt
Organism: Plasmopara halstedii
Lineage: Eukaryota; Oomycota; Peronosporomycetes; Peronosporales; Peronosporaceae
Product: EF-hand domain pair
Exons: 1
Coding region: 1-1830 (609 amino acids)
Source: RefSeq, a predicted model, not a curated record